UUGUUUUAGGCCGCGGGUGCGAACACAAUUGAUUGCAUUUCUGUAAAAAAAACUAAGGAUUUAUUUAAGUAAACAACUUAUUUCGCGAACGAAGUGUAGCCUACAAACUUAUUAUGUUGAAAGUUUUUUGAAUAAUGGUUUCGAAACACAUUCAAAUAUAGCAGUUUCAAAAAGGUGAAUAUAUACUUGUUGGUGUUUUUAAAUAUUGCUGCGGAGUGACGGCGCGAGUGCGGCGCGGUGACGGCGCGAGUGCGGCGCGAGUGCGGCGCGGUGACGGAGCGAGUGCGGCGCGAGUGCGGCGCGGUGACGGCGCGAGUGCGGCGGCGACAUGUGCGGCGCGUCGCUGCUGCUGCUGGCGGCGCUGCCGGCGCUCGCAGGGUGGUGCGUGGAGGGCGAGGUGGUGUCGGUGGUGGAGCCGGCAGCGGACGGGCCGGCCUUCGCGCCGCGGCAGCGCACCGCCGUGCUGGCGCCGGCCGGCCACGCCGCCACGCUGGAGUGCCGCGUGCUGCGGCUGCGCGACAAGUCGGUGUCGUGGGUGCGGUCGCGCGACCUGCAGAUCCUGUCGCACGCGGGCGCGGUGUUCACGGCGGACGCGCGCGUGUCGGCCACAUCAGCCGCGGCCGACGGCGCCGCCAGCCGGCACACGCUGCGCAUCGACCGCCUGCGCGCCGCCGACGCCGGCCGCUACGAGUGCCAGAUCAACACCGAGCCCAAGAUGAGCCUCUUCUACAACCUCACCGUCAUUGACGAGGUGGUGCCGGAGGUGGUAGUGCAGGUGGUGGGCGCGGCGCGCGUGACGGGGCGCGCGGGCGGCGCGGCCACGCUGGCGUGCGAGGCGCGCUACGAGCCCGCGCCGCGCCUGCUGCCGCUGCCGCCGCUCGACAUCCGCUGGCAGCGCGGCGACGAGCCGAUAGACUUGGAGAGCGGGCGCGGCGUGGCGCUGGACACGCAGCGCUGGGCGGCGCGCGCGGUGUCGCGGCUGACGCUGGCGCGGCUGGGCGCGCGCGACGCCGGCGCCUACACGUGCAGCGCGUCGGGCCGCGCCGCCGCGCUGCGCCUCGUGCUCGACGAGGACGAGGCAGCGGAGGCGAUGCAGCGCGACGCGGCGGCCGGCGCGGCGCCCGCCCCCCCCGCGCCCGCGCCCGCCGCGCUGCUGCCGCUGCUGGCACUGCUCGCGCUGGCGCUGCGCUGACCGGGGAGAGACGCACUAGGGACGCUCUUAUGUACAUUCUGUAUAUUUUGAACUUUGUAAAUAUCUACUGUAAAUACAUAAUUAUGGAGAGUU
This is a messenger RNA of Helicoverpa armigera (cotton bollworm), 1285 nucleotides long. Its product is annotated as hemicentin-2. Gene Ontology annotation, cellular component: neuron projection membrane. Bases 329 to 1192 code for a protein of 287 amino acids. The record is from RefSeq and is a predicted model, not a curated record. The transcript has 7 exons. Gene Ontology annotation, biological process: synapse organization. Lineage: Eukaryota; Metazoa; Arthropoda; Insecta; Lepidoptera; Noctuidae.